Saprolegnia parasitica CBS 223.65 is the source of this 1935-nucleotide messenger RNA. RefSeq lists its product as hypothetical. NCBI's taxonomy places the organism in Eukaryota, Oomycota, Saprolegniomycetes, Saprolegniales, Saprolegniaceae. Gene Ontology annotation, molecular function: DNA binding; DNA ligase (ATP) activity; ATP binding. The transcript has 13 exons. Gene Ontology annotation, biological process: lagging strand elongation; DNA recombination; DNA biosynthetic process. The record is from RefSeq and is a predicted model, not a curated record. Bases 10 to 1935 code for a protein of 641 amino acids. Gene Ontology annotation, cellular component: nucleus; mitochondrion.
GGGCGCAGGAUGCAGUUCCGCGAUCUGGCCGCCGUCUUCCGGCGCAUCGAGGCCAAGAACUCGCGCGACGCCAGCAUCGCCGAGCUUGCGGCGACCUUCCGCGAACUGCGCGCCUCGCACCCGGCGCAGCUGCCCCGAGCCUUGUACCUCGCGACGUCGCAGUUGGCGCCGACGCAUGCCGGCGUGGAGCUCCGGUUCCGCGACAAGUCGUUUGCGCCCGUCCUCACAGCGGCGUUUGCCUCGCCGACCAAGGCGUUGAGCCAAGACGACGUGUUCGCCUUGUACAAGCAGACAGGCGACUAUGGCACGGCCGUCGACGAGCUCUUGGCCAGCGCGCGCUUCGACUUGCACAAGGAUAGCGCGCGUGCACCCAUGACCAUCAACUCUGUCUUCGAGCAAUUGACGCUGCUGUCCACUCAAGUUGGCAAAGGCUCGACAGCGCGCAAGCAGGAGAUCGCGACGGCGCUUCUGCGGCAGUGUGGGACGCGCGACGAAGCCACGUUCCUCGUUCGCCUCUUGGCCCACCAGAACCUGCGUAUCGGCGUUGGCGUCAAGACAGCGCUCGCGGCGCUGGCCGACGCCUACGUGGCGAUUGGCGAUGACGCGAAGGACGACCGAAAAGCCACGACCAAAGCGUGGCUGACGUCGGUCGUCACGGCCUACUCGCAGCGCCCUAGCUUUGACGACCUCGUUGCCAUCAUCGACGGCUGCGCGACCAGUGCUUCGCUCGACGACAUGUGCGACUGCGUCCGCACGCAUGCCAGUCCUGUCCCAGGCACACCACUUCAGACGAUGCUCGGCUACCCGGCCGCCUCGCUCGCCGAGAUUGUCGAGCGCAUGGCCAAGCUACCGAAUGCCAUGGCGGCGUGUGAGUUCAAGUACGACGGCGCGCGGCUGCAGGUGCACAUGACAGCGAACGGCGAUGUGGCCAUCUUUAGCCGCAACAUGGAGCGCAUCCCGAUCGAGCACAAGUACAUGCGCACGCUGCGUCACUCGUUGCACAUGGCGCCCGGCGUCUCGUCUUUGAUUCUCGAAGGCGAGAUGGUCGCGAUUGAUUGCAGCACUGGAAAGCUACAGCCGUUCCAGACGCUGCAGACAAAAGACGCGGAAGACAUGUGCUUCUUCGCGUUUGAUUGCCUUUACCACAACGGCACGUCGCUCGUGCAGGCGCCCCUCGAAGAUCGCCGCGCGCGCCUUCACCAGUCGAUUGUGCCACAGCCCGGCAGCGUCGAGUUUGUAAAAGCGUUCGAUGUCGAUGUGACGACGCCGUCAGCGAUCUCGGACGUCCGGCGCGUGCUGCAAGGCGCCAUCGACGCCGACUGCGAAGGGCUCAUGGUCAAGUCGCUUGGCGAAAGCUACAAGGCCGGCGCCCGCACGCACACGUGGCUCAAAGUCAAGGGCGACUACCUCUCGGGCGAUGACGCGGGCGGUGGCAGCGCCGGCAUCUUCUUGCCCGACUCGCUCGACCUCGUGCCCAUUGCGGCGUACCACGGAAAAGGCCGGCGCGCCAACGUUUACGGCUCGUUCCUUCUCGCUUGCUUCGACCCGUCGUCCGGAACGUACGAGACGGUCGGCAAGGUGGGCUCGGGCUUCACCGAUGCGCAGCUCACCGAGAUUUCGGACCGCCUGCAACCGACAACCCUCGUCGGCAAGCCGACCGCGUAUCGCGCCAGCACCUUGAAGUCGGUGCAGCCAGACGUAUGGAUUCCGCCCACCGAAGUCUGGGAGAUCCGCGCCGCGCAACUCACGCAGUCCAGCCGGUACCUCGCCGGCGCGCGGGAGGGCACCAAGGGCCUUGGUGUCCGCUUCCCCCGGUUUUUGCGCCCGCGCCCCGACAAGCGCCCCGAGAACGCCACAACGAGUGACCAGCUCGUCGAGCUCUACGAAGCCUCCGUCUCGUCAAGUCGUGCCGAGCAGGACGAGUCGUUGGCGUAA